AUUUGUUGCACUGGAGAUUCGAGACAGAGAAUUUUUCCGAACGUAUUUCGUGCAGAAGACUUACACCAACUUAAAGUCAUUGCUGUAAGUGUUCAUUUCAUUACGAUCUGUCUCAAUAUAUCAAAUGAAACAGAAUGAAGGGCAACAAUCGUUUGAUUUGCAAAAUGUUAUGACUGAUGAUAAUCACAUUGAUCUUCGGGAAUCCACUUUAUACUUCCACUCCAGUAUUAUAGCCCUGAAUCCUAUCGAUUAGUUCGUUAAUUGACAGUGUCUGUUACUUCGAAAAAUUUGAUAUCACCUUUAAUUCCAAAACCAUGACAGCCACUACUAACACCUUUGACUGGAACGAAACAUUUUCCGUUGCAAAUAAAGCAAGAACAAUUGAAUACUGUCGAUUAGACAGAGAGAACGGUCACUAUGCCUUUCCAACAGACGAAUCCGAUUUCAAGAGAGCCGCCGUACUCGUUCCACUGUGUUACGACGUAUUAGGUAGACCAUCAAUAUUGUACAACCUUCGCUCUCUGAAUUUAUCCCGACAUAGCGGCGAAAUAUCAUUUCCUGGCGGUAUCAUGGAACCAGAUGAUGGUGGCUCACCGAUUAUUACAGCUCUUCGCGAAACGGAAGAGGAGCUAGGCUUGAAACGGGACUAUGUGGAAGUGUGGGAGAGAUUGAGGGAUAUCCAAACCAUAACAACGUCUAUGGUUGUCACACCGGUUAUAGGCUUUGUAAGUGGACUGAAGCAGUUGGACCCCGCCAAAAUGAAGAUCAAUCCGGAUGAGGUGGACCAGGCCUUCACCGUGACGCUGGAACAUUUGUGUGAUUCGAACAAUUGGGCCGAUAUGGAACGAUUGAACAUUGCGUUUCCGGUUUACAAAAAUUUGAAUUUUCGCAGUAGUUCGCCAACGGUUGAUUUGUGGGGAUUAACGGCUAUAAUUACGCAUUUAACGUUGAAAGCAUUGCUGCCGACGGUGUAUAAGAGAAGAGUUUUAUUCCUAGAGGAGUUCGCCGGUAAAAAGAACUCGCAACUGUAAAUUUAGCUGUGAUUAAGGGGAUGGGUUUGUUCAAGAGGUUCAAGAUGAUGUGGGAUAAUAAAUUUCUUAA
Bradysia coprophila is the source of this 1101-nucleotide messenger RNA. RefSeq names its product mitochondrial coenzyme A diphosphatase NUDT8-like. The record is from RefSeq and is a predicted model, not a curated record. NCBI's taxonomy places the organism in Eukaryota, Metazoa, Arthropoda, Insecta, Diptera, Sciaridae. Gene Ontology annotation, molecular function: coenzyme A diphosphatase activity.